CCUGAAUGCACACGCACCCGGAGCGCGGAAUCAGUCAACGAUUGAAGAAAACCUUCACAUCGCUUCCCGCUUCGACUUGACCGGUCUGCCGGCCAUGGUAGCACACGUGAGAAAGGAUCUGCGCACGCUGGACGCCGAACUACGCGAGCUUCCCUCGGCGUUUGCGCUGCGAUCUGUGACAGCCAAAUGUCAAGCCGAUGUCCGUGGAGCGGAAUACGACGCCGACCCACGAGCGGAC
Amoebophrya sp. A25 is the source of this 238-nucleotide messenger RNA. NCBI's taxonomy places the organism in Eukaryota, Dinophyceae, Syndiniales, Amoebophryaceae. The record is from the annotation of a GenBank genome assembly.